AUGGCCGAUAUAGGGCCUAAUCUCGUGAUGCCGGACGAAAGAGCUGCCGGAGUCAUUUCCGGUUCGGAUCCUUACAGAGAAUUGGAAUUAUAUUUGGAAAAAGUCAAUAUAUCUUAUAUCUCUUUAACUUGCUUAUGGAAACAAGGAAACGAAUGCGAACAAAAAAAAAUUUUUUUUUUUUUUUGCGUUUUUUGCGAACGAGCGAACGGAUGA
This is a messenger RNA of Pediculus humanus corporis (human body louse), 213 nucleotides long. RefSeq lists its product as uncharacterized. The coding region runs from base 1 to 213 and encodes 70 amino acids. The record is from RefSeq and is a predicted model, not a curated record. Lineage: Eukaryota; Metazoa; Arthropoda; Insecta; Psocodea; Pediculidae. The transcript has 2 exons.